AUGUAUGUUAGCAGACAAGCCUGUAGUAGUGAGGAUGUUGUUGAUUGUGUGAUUGUCAAUAAAACGGUUCAGCAUAUACUGCCAGAAAUUAUAGCCUCAAUCAAAGAUGAGAUCAAAACAUUUAAUCGUUAUCUGAAAGACUUAUCUGGUGAUUAUAUGGUUUCCUGUAAUCCUGAUCGGAUAUUGCACAAACCUUUUUUAAAGCUUUCUAACGGAGAGGUACCUCCUCCUAACACUGACACAGUUCUUAGAACUCAGAGAAAGGAAUGGAAUUUGAGUGAUGUUCGCUCUGUAUCGGCAAAAAGAUGGUUGAAAAAGGAGCUAAUUUUUUUAAUUGAAGCUGUUGCCACUUGUGUUCGUAACCGCCAAAUUCAAAUUUUGGAAGACAAAAGAGACCUUUUGCUAAGUAAAAUCUCGAAAACAUAUAAAAGGCAAUCGGGGUCAGAGAGAACUUGUAAACAAGAUUCAAUAUCAUCCAUGGAAUCGAGUCAUUCUCUCCUAUCUGAACUGCAAGAAUGUGAAUCAAAACUAUAUCAGAUCCAUUUAAUGCCUAAAAAACCUCCAAAAUGGUUAGUUUCUGCCAUAGCUAACAUGGGAUUCAAGGAAUCUGAAGAAUCUACCUUCCAAGAUAUUUUUAAAAAUAAUGGAGUUCAUAAAUUACGUUCUGAUAGCUCUUGCCGACAAUCUGCUCAAAAUUGGUAUGAACUACUUUCAUCAGCUGAUAGUAUAAUUUCCCCAACUAACUGGAUUGAAAUAUCAAAUAUACAGGGUAAAAAUUGUAUAAAUGAUAAUAAUGCUCGAUUGACUUGGAUUCAUCGCCUACAACCUAAUAUCAAUCGUUCGAAAUGGUCCAAAGAAGAGGAUAAAAGAUUGACGGAGUUAGUACGGGAAUUUGGUGAAUCUGGUCGUUGGGAGGAAAUAUGCAAAGCUUUAAAUACUAAUCGUACCGUACUUGCAUGUUUUCAACGUUGGCAAACUGUUCUGAAUCCUAAUUUUAUAAUGUAUCGUCCAUGGUCUACUACAGAAGAUACUGCCUUAAUGGAUAUCUUGAAAAAUUUACUUAAAGUCUAUUCUCCUGGUCUAAUGGAUUGGGAUAUUGUUUCUGCCUAUCAUCCAACUCGCUCGCGUAGCGAGUGUCGUUCACGAGCACCUAUAAUAUGUCCAGCGUUUCAUAAUAUUGUACCAAAGGUGGAAGGAGUUUCAGACCGAACUGCCUCCGUUAUUCCACGUAAAAACAAUCAAGCAUCUUCUUUACUUAAUUCAUUUUCUCUUGCGGAAGAUUUACAACUUUUAAUGGCUGUUCAACGUUAUGGAAUUGCUGGUGGACGUGUUGGUCAUGGUGGAGGUAUUGGAAUAGGCUCAUGGGCAUUAGUCACUAAUGCUCUACCAGGUAGAAGUGCAUCAUCCUGCAGGAAAAGGUAUGUAGAACUUUGUGAACAAUUUCAACCCUGGACAUGUUAUGAAGAUCAGAAAUUGUAUCGUUUGGUUUUGAAUUACGGACCAUAUGUUUCAAUGGGAUGUUGGAGAACAGGUCCAAGUCUUCAAAUUUUCACCAAUCUUCUUCCAUAUUUUCCUGGUCGUUCUACUUAUUCUCUUCAGUCGCGUUUCAGAACACUCAGAAGGUGGGCGAGAUUAUGGUAUGAAUUGCGUGAAAAGAUUCCUACGACACUUGAGGAUUCACUAAGCUCUAAUUCAGCGCCAACAUCUGAACAAAGUAUUCUAUUGUAUUCACCUUUUGCUGCACAGUUUGUAAGUCAGUUGAAAAAUGCUGGUGUCCCAGAUCCAGAAACAGAAGCUUAUAGAAUAUUAACCACUUGGAAGACAAUUCAAACUUCUGUGAAAUCUACCUACAGUUGGGCUAAAAGUGAUUGGAAACCUAAUCAAAUCGAUGAAGAUUUUAUACAACUUUUAGGUGAAUUAGCCUCGGGUGUUCUUGUUCAACAACAUCUUAAUGUUGAUCAUUCAUGUGAUACUAAUAUUACUUCUUAUCAAAGUCAAUUGAAUAACACUGUUGGAUUGGAAGUAAACACUAUAAAUCAUGAAACACGCUUAAAUACAGUUAUUGAGUUAUCAGAUCAAGAUAAAACAUUUGAACGAAUUUCAUUUUCAGAAUCUAAAUGGUUGGUCUAUCAAACUCAAAUGAAACAUGUCUUAGCUGGAUCAGUACGUAAAUGUCUUUCUGUAAUGGCUGGGAUUCCAGCAUCACAUUCUAGACGAGAAUCUUCGUCCACCUCCACCUUUUCUUCUGUGUCCACACGUCGACGUAAUUUUAUGCUUCAUAAUUCAUCACAAAUCGUCAACAGAAAUAGAGAAAAUCAGGCUCUUUUAUUAUUACACAAAGAACAUUUAUUUUGGAUGACAUUCGAUCAGAUAAUGCAUAAUCCGAAGGUUGUAUCAUCUUUGAAACAAAUAACUAAAAUAUCAAUGCUUCGAAAUGCCGCGCCUUUUAUCGCUCGUCAAAUGGUUUCACGCUUAAGUCAUAAAUCUACUGCUCAAACUAUUCCUAAACGUCGAAAAGAAAAUAGAACUAGCUGUUUUAGUUUGCCAAGUAGAGGAAGUGGGCGAUGUAAAAGAUAUCUACGGAAAAAAAUAUUUGAAAAAUAUACCAUUUCACACAGUCAAAAUGUAAACAAUUCAUUGCCAAAAAAUGAUGUAAACAUUCCAUCGAAUUCUGUUUCCCCUUCGACAUCUGUCAAUGUUACUACUCCAUCCAUCAUAACUGUAAACGUUAACGAUGCUACUGCAAUGAAAACUGGUAUAGCUGCUGCUACUACUGCGGUGACUACUACUACUACUACUACUACUAAUACUGUCACUGUUAACACCACAGAUGUCAUCAAUUCAGGUAAUAAUUCUGGAUCGUUAACGGGAAUGACAGAGUCAAGGCGUCGAUUGUUAUUAGAAAUUCAGAGUAUUUUAAAAAGAUAUGAAAGAAAACCAUACAAUAGUAUGAGCACAUAUGCUCUAUCUACAAAUAUUUGGUCUCGAGGUUCAAGGACAUCACAGACAAAUGUUAGCAAGCAAGAACGAUUUAUACCGCCUAUUUUACGUGGCUUACCACCUGAAAUAGGCUUUCAAGUAUUCUGUGAACCUGAAUUAUUGAGUACACGGUGUCUAGAAAUUGCACGAUCAUGUUUAUCAAAUGGACUAGGCAUAAGUCCUGAUGAAAUGAAAGUAUCAAAGAGAUCAUCAAAUUCUACUAAUGUGACUAUGAAUCAAUCAGUUUCAUUAGAUGCGAAUGAAUCUCAGAGAUCACAACCAAGUAAAGUGUAUAUUUUCCCACCGAAUUAUUCUACCUUAUUGGGCUUUAAAAGUCUUUUAAUGCAUUUACCUAUAUUGUUAGACAAAGAAAAAGGACGAUUUUCACAAUUCGUUGAACUCAGACAGUUGUUUUGUGCACUCCCUGGUCAAAAUGCUUCAGAUGAAGAAAUUAGAAAAAGAAUAGAAGAUGCCAGAUCAUCGACAUUAUUUGGUCGUCCUAUCUUUAAUGUUGCACGUACACUUUUGUCACCCAAAUAUACAGAUUUUAUUAACAGAUCAUUAGCACUUCUUUUAUGGCCUGCAUUAUUUGCAAAUAUACCAGCAAAAGUGUUUAUGGAAAAUGCAAAACAUCAUUGGCAGGAAGCUCUUGAAUAUUCAUUAGCUAAUGCUCCUGAACCAAAGGAUAAAGAUGUUGGAAAUGCAGAAAAUGUUCAAAAUGUUACAGAUAAUAAUACUCAUAUUCCUAGGAAAAGUAGACAGAAAAGACGACGACGUGAUUAUCCGAUUAAAAUCCCAUAUAAAAGAUUUAGAAAAGGUUAUAAUUUUACAGCAGGACGAUUGUUUGCUGGAUCACGUGUAGAUUGGGCUAAGCGUACCAAUUCUUCAACGACAUUUACAGUAACUGGUGAAGAUGGUGAAUUGGUGCCUAUAACUUUGCCUGAUCAAAUAAAAAUAUUAUAUGCUUGUGGAUUUCGACCUGAAUCAUUUUUAAAUCUUAAAAAGUAG
Heterobilharzia americana is the source of this 3987-nucleotide messenger RNA. Lineage: Eukaryota; Metazoa; Platyhelminthes; Trematoda; Strigeidida; Schistosomatidae. The record is from the annotation of a GenBank genome assembly.